Messenger RNA from Branchiostoma belcheri (Belcher's lancelet), 526 nucleotides. RefSeq lists its product as uncharacterized. The record is from RefSeq and is a predicted model, not a curated record. The transcript has 3 exons. Bases 1 to 513 code for a protein of 170 amino acids. NCBI's taxonomy places the organism in Eukaryota, Metazoa, Chordata, Leptocardii, Amphioxiformes, Branchiostomatidae.
AUGUUUCUCCACCUGAAGUCCGCGUUGGACCACCCCAGUGCCGUCAUUUUAUUCACAGGGCUGGUGUAUUUCUGGGAGGCGUUUGUGUUAGUUACAACGAGUAACGGGUCUACAGAGAGCUCUCAGUCCGCCCGGAGUGUGUCGGAGUUUCCCCGGGGGCAGGGGGAGAGCCCGGCGGGGGCUGAAGUCAUCCCGCCCGAGGACUGGCUCCGGCAGUUCCGCAACGCCUCUCUGGAGAAGGACUAUCCGAGACUUAGCGCCCUGCUGGUGUACGUCUUGGAAAAGACAGGGGAAGACACGGACCAGCAUCUUCUGAGAUCCUUAAAGGUCGGGCGUAUGCUGGGAGCAGUCAACCGCAACGAAACGUACUGGGAAGGACUGCACGAACAAGUAAAGCAGAUCAUGUACCAGCUGGGUCUGGAGAGGGAACCGGAAGUGCACAGAAAGCGGAAACGGAAGGAGAGGAGGAAAGGACCCCGGAUAUCAUCCCGCAGACAUCACGUUGAACUAUGACUUUUUGUAGUCC